AUGCAGCAAAAUCCGCAUGAGAAUUCACCUCCGUCUUCACCUAAAAUGAGGACAGGAGGAGGAGAGAAAAUUACUUCAAGUACUGUAGUAAUUCCCCCACCUACUUCAACUACUCUACCACACACUUUCGACACGAAGGGCAUUUCUGAUUUUGAAUCACUACCGGUUUCUUCUUCUCUUUAUCGAAGGAGACGUGACGAGAAGAAGAUGUCCAUAACAACUGCAGGAACGACAGCUAGUAGCAGUCGACCUGAGGAUGAGGAAGAAGAUUCUGAUGUCGACACACUCCUCAUGGAAAGUCCUACAGCUACUGGGAACGAUGGACACAGGCAGCGGGUUACCUCUUCUCUCCGGUUCGGCACCAAUCGAAGUGGUUACUCAGACUCUGGAAUAUUUGAUACGAGUUCACCAGGAAGCACUGCAACUCAUUCUCUAGCCAGGAGUACAACAAGUUCUAAAAAACGACCCAGUGUACGACCCGUGGUAAGGGACAUGUAUUCCGAGUACACAACCUCAACUCCUCUACCGGAGAGAGCUGUAAAACGAGCAAGAACAGUCCUUUCAACAGCGUCUAUUAGUUUGAAACCAGCUCUGGAUGCGUCCAGUAGCACUGAUGAUUUCUAUUAUCCCUUGGAUGCCUCAGUCUUACUACCAACCCAGAGAGCUACUCCUCUAGUUGUUCACCGAGCAAAUAUUUCAACUCCAACCCUUCUUCCUUAUUCGACCACAGAUGCAUAUACCCAACCAACAGGGAACGACCAAGAGACCCAAACUGUUAUUAGUACUAUCGAGAUUCCUGAAUCCAAGCCAACAAAAACUAAACGAAAAAGCGUAACAAAGCGUUUCACACUUUUCCGAUCUGGUAAAACAAGUACUCAUCAUCAACAACAACAACCAUUGGCAGCACACAAAACUCUUAGUGCACCUAGCGACCAAUUGCUUUCUGAGCACACAACUGAAUUUAGCACUUGCGGCGCACAAGCACCCACGGGUAUCAUUCUAGUUAAGUCUACUGCAGCAGUAGCAGCACCAGGUUUACCCAAUUUUGCUGCCGGAGCCGCUGCAACUGUAAUGAAUGAAAAGCCAGACAAAGCGGGGGAGAGAGUGCUACAAGCAGAGGGAGACUUACAAAAUUCCGCCAGUGUGACACUUCCCGGAGGUUUCGAAGCAAGUGCAGACAGCAAGUCCUUGGAAUCCCCUCACUCAGGAGAUGAGAGUGCUGACUCGUUGGAGGCUAGCUGGUAUCAACCUCAUCUCCGCCACAGUGCCAAAGCCAAACGAUUCCACAAAAAGGUUCGACGGAAGCUUAAAGAUGGCGCAGAAUCUCAUGGAACAGAAGGAACGGAAGGGGAGCGUGAAAAAAUUGAAAGUGAUCAAAAAGAAGAUUUGGGUAUUCAGGCUGAUAUUGCCCCGGUUGCUAUCCCUACAACGGAAGUUCCCUUAAGGCUUGAACCUGCACUUCCAAGAGAAGUAGAAUUAAUUCUAGCUGAACAGAAAACUGCUACUGCACAAAUUCAAUUUGAACCGCCGAGCUCUCAUGAGUCUAAAGGGCUCUUCCCAAAGAAGUCUAAGUUAAAGAAGCGUUCAAAGAAGCAUAAAAGAUCUGAUAGAGUUAUCCCCACUUCUUCUACUGAAUAUGAAACAUCAGCUCCUCGAAUGCGCCAGCCAAGUAAGAGUGCAACAAAUGAACACCCAUUACGUCAGACCUGGCACCACACAGAAGCGACAGUGAGCCCUAUCUCUGAAGUCGAUCAAUGUACACCACCUCCACCUCCUAUUCCAAGACAUUUAGAUGAUGAAAUUACAGAAUGGUUAGCUCGUGCUUACCAAUCGCACUAUGCGGAGGGAUCACCGCUUAGAAAACCACGUCCGUGGAGCACAUUAGAUUUUCCUCCGAGAAAUUGCACUUUCCUGAAUGAUGACUACCUCUUUCCCUACUCUAUCACUCCAACUAAACUACCCAGUUGCCAAUGGAAGAGCGAUAAAGAAUACAACGUCCCAUACAUAGAUGAUGAUGCUUUACCAUUAGAUGAACCAGAAUGGGCUCUUGGUGAAUCUCGCCGAACAUUAACCCUGACCUCCGCUGAUGCAGACUUCUGGCGAACUGCAAUUGCUGAGGAGGAGAAAAGUGAUGCUUCCGGUGAAGGUGCUUGGGGUUUGAAAAAGCAUUCAAAGAAGUACAGAAGUUUGGUACCUUUCCAUCACAAAGACAGGAGCAAUAAAGAGCAACGGGCAAUUCGAAGACCAAUGUUGCUGAAUCCCCCGGCUGAAGGUACUAGUCAGUGUUUCCGUACGAAACUGGACUCAGCGCAACAUCAGGAAACGCCACAAACCCACUACUAG
Molecule: messenger RNA, 2343 nt
Organism: Rodentolepis nana
Lineage: Eukaryota; Metazoa; Platyhelminthes; Cestoda; Cyclophyllidea; Hymenolepididae
Source: the annotation of a GenBank genome assembly